UCCCUCCCGUUAAUGUAUAUAGGAGCUGAAAAUCGAAAGAGGUAUCGUACCUAAUGUAUUAAACAAUAAACUUAACCAUUACGGCCUACUUUUUGGCAUAGAAGUGAAGUCCGACAUCAUGUCAAACUACCCUCCACGGAUUUUAAGCGCAAUCGCCGAUGGUCGACUAUAUAAGCUGGCCACACCGUGGAAAUGCCCAGUAGUGCCAUGGCUAGUGUCAUGGCGCGUUGGCAGGAGGGAUUCAAUCCUUCCUCUGUCCUCUACUAGGUGGUGUAAGGCUGGGCUCGCUUUUUUUCAUACUUCUUCUCCUUUAAGGAGAGCACCGUCCAAGAAGUACCCACCUUUAACACACCUCGAAAUUGAGCAGAUGAAGGUAUUACUACUAAAGGGAUUUCAAGUCUGGGAAAUCGCACUCAGUAUUGGACGAAGUGAAUUGGAUGUGCGUCGCUCUCUUCGCAACAAUGACGGACUCGCAAGUCUCCUAAGGAAAGUUAAGACAGGAAGGUGGAGUUCGGCGGAGGAACAUGUCCUUCUAGAACACCUAAAGGAGCGAAGCGUGCCAAAUAAAAAGAUGAUAGCACGACGGAUUGGUCGGAAAGUUGACAGCGUCGUGCGUCAAAUUAAAAAGCUGGCUAAUGAGCGAGACGCUCCCAUGCCGCUCUUAUCAGCUGACAUCCCUCUCGAUAAUGAGCUUAGCACAUCAGAGAGGGAGACUCUUGAAGUUCGGCUUGAUCGUAUCUUGGUGGGACUCACUAAGGCAGACAAAACGGAUAAAUGGCGUCGCGUGCUUAUGGGGACACCUAGAGCAGAAUGGGUCGAACGGAUUCUGGCGCUGAUUCCUACGCCAGUAGGCCAUAUUCUGGCGGCCUCUUCGCCCCCAACGAUCUCUAGACUGAGAUCUCUAGAAUGGGAAGACACCAACAAGAUGGGUGUUUAUACUUGGAUCCUAACGCAUAAGUUAUACAACCCAUUUUACCCGGAACACUAUGUUUAUGUCGGCUCGGCAACAAAAUAUGGCGAGGGGUUGUCCAGGCGGAAGUUCCAGCAUCAGUAUCAGCAAGGAGGGAAGCACAGUUCUCCCUACUUAAAGAGUCGGAUCCGGAAGCAGGGCCUGGACAGAAAGGGCCCCUUCAUCACCCUUCUCUCCAUGGAUGUCACGUCCUCCGAGCCUAACGAAGUUGUGAAGGCUAGACAAUUUAUUGUCCUUGCUGAAGCGAUUUUUACCAUUUGGCUCGGUGCAUUGACCGAAGGCAGGGAGGGUACCAAGGAAGAGCAUAUUCUGCUUCGUAGCCUUUGUCCCUGGAGCCCGGAGCAAAUUUCAUACGGCGGGAUGUGCUCCCAUAAUCCUCUAUCCUUUGACAUUUCAUAUCCCUCGGGAUAUGCUCAGCCUGAAGACGGUUUGUGUGAUGCAGUAAGCUCGAGAGGACUCUAGAGUCUAUACUAAUAAUGUUAUCCUCCUGACUGGCGGUAAACUGUAGUCUUGCAUAAUACGCAAGGCUCGAUUUUAUUGAUGAUAAAAAAUAAAUAAUAAAAAAGGGUGGAAAUGCAUUCAUGAUAGAAAAAAUGUGUUCCAAUAUAAGUUAAGAUCAAGGUAGCUUCCAUUUACAUACAAGCCAUUAGCCCGUGGACUUAGGUACCUACGUUACAUAGUAAGCAGAACCACGUGACUCGAGCAGUGCAUGUGGACUGAGGGGCUAUGAGGUCACAUACGAGAUAAUACCUUGUAUGUAUUUGCGAAACUUCGUUUAUUUAAC
Messenger RNA from Daldinia decipiens, 1754 nucleotides. RefSeq lists its product as uncharacterized. The record is from RefSeq and is a predicted model, not a curated record. Bases 119 to 1432 code for a protein of 437 amino acids. The transcript has a single exon. NCBI's taxonomy places the organism in Eukaryota, Fungi, Ascomycota, Sordariomycetes, Xylariales, Hypoxylaceae.